AUGAGCAGAAUUAUAUUUCUUUUGGUGUUUUGUUUUCAUCUAACCUUAGGCAAUCUUGUGAACAAUGUACGCCUUGUCGAACCCAUUCCAUAUAUGAUCAACGUUAUCACAGAGACCGUUCAACGAGUCGAGGACAUGGAAUGGUGCAAUCUGAAAAUACCCGAUUCCUCCGUUGAUUUGUAUGAAAUUGUAUUCGGCGAGUACAUCAAAGGGACAGUGGCGUACAAGAAUGGUUUUGUAGUAUCAAUAAGGCACUUAGAUAUACUACAAAAUAGCUUGGGCCAAGUCUGGAGGUUCCAUAGAGACAGGAAUACUACUACGGUCGAGAUAACAGGCACUUUGCGGAUGAGCGAUGUGACCCUUGGCUUCGAUGUGGAGGCAGCCUUGACUGGAGGUGUCCAGCGCUAUACGGCUGAGCUUGUCGUGCCCACAAUAUCGUUUGAUAUGAGAGUACGGAUAGAAGCAAAUGUCGACAAGUUACAUAUGGUCACGAUCCUCAUUAGUGAGGGAACGACGAAGAAGGAGAAGUAUCGAGCAGUUCUUGAGAUCAUUAUCAGCACCAUCAUACCUUUACCCCACAGCGAUUGGUGGCAUCAGCGGAACAUGUGCAUCAAGUCCAGACUUGGUGUGGCAGCUGUCAUUAGAGAUAUGUUCACAGACGUGAUCAACGUGACAGUUACGCCUACGGUCGCAAGGACGGUCAAUAAGAUGGUUUUCAUGAGAACUAAUCCCUUAACAGAUGUCUAUGCUAAUCUGUACGAUAUAAAUUUAGUAACGGCUGGUGUUACGUUAUGGGCUUCGGAGUUCCUACAACCGUUUGCCUCUAACGUCGUCGAGAACGUGUUCCCGUAUCCGAAUAUUUGUUACAACUGUCCAGUG
Molecule: messenger RNA, 879 nt
Organism: Iphiclides podalirius (scarce swallowtail)
Lineage: Eukaryota; Metazoa; Arthropoda; Insecta; Lepidoptera; Papilionidae
Source: the annotation of a GenBank genome assembly